This is a messenger RNA of Clunio marinus, 1368 nucleotides long. Lineage: Eukaryota; Metazoa; Arthropoda; Insecta; Diptera; Chironomidae. The record is from the annotation of a GenBank genome assembly.
AUGGCGAUUUUCAUGCCACUCGAUAGCAAUUUCUCGCAUUUAAGCUUUCAUAAUAUUUUAAAAUUUCAAACGCCGACGCAACUUUUCCAACAAUUCGUAGCGAACAACAAAAGUGAAACAGAAAGCUUUGUGUCGAAAUCAAAUUUGUUUAGUGGUGGUUUUAAUGGUAAAGUUUUGAACACUCAACACAUAAUGACUGACGAUAAACAUAAACCCUUAGAUAUUCAACUUGAUGUCAUUAACCAUGCUGAUGACAGUUGUAAUAGCACUGACAGUGAUUUGUCAGUAGGACAAGAAAAAAUUGAUGAUGAUAAAUCAAAUUUCGAUCAAACAGAGUCGGAAAUUAUUGACAAUCAAUUGUCAAAUAAUAUGAUGGAGCAAGACGAUGAUAAUUCGUCAAAUGCAUCAUCAUCAAAGCAUAUAAAUAUAUCAUCAUCACGCUUAUGCAAUACUCAAAAUCCAAAAUUAUUGACUGAAUCUACAAUUCAAACGUCAAUAAUGCGUCCAAAUCCGUCACGGUUACAUGAAGAAAUUUUCCGAAAUUCUCAGAUAUAUGCUGAAGAGCUUGUUAAACAACAGCUUGCAGCUGCGGCACGUCUUCAAAGUAUAUCAGCGUCUAAGAAUUAUCCUCAUAUUGGAUCUUCCGUUUUUGACGAAAAACAGCGACUUUCGCUCUUAAACUCAAAUAACGAAGAGAUAGAUCCGUCGCUGGUAUCAAAAUUAAAUUUGCCACCAAGUGUUUUUGUACCGAAAAUUAUGGAAACGAAUCAAAAUGGAAACAAUUUAUUUUGCAAUAGUAAAAGUGCCAUAAAUUUUCAAAACAUUCAUUCUCACCUCAGUGCGAUAUCUCAGAUAACAAAUAACUUAACAAAUAGCAUCAAAAAAGACGACAGUACCAGUUUAAGUAGUUUAUCACGUGAAAGUUCACAAUCUCCUUCAAGUUUUCAACAUUUAAAACAGCAGCAUCAUCAUCAAAAUAUGAUAUUUCAUACACAACAAAAUCAACUUCAUGAGCGCAACCUGAAGUUCAGUAUUGACAAUAUCUUGAAGGCUGACUUUGGUCGACGAAUAACCGAACCGCUACUGAGAUCAUCAAAGUCUAGAAAAGCAUUAAGAGAUGGAAAACAAGAUAAAGAAAUGUUCAAGAAGUUCAAUGCACCUGCGGCUUCAAAGGACUCUUUCGGACGUUCUCCUGAUGACAAUCAUAGAAUAUCAGAGAACUCACAUUCCAGUCAUUCACCCUCGAUGACAGAACAAAGUAAAAGUGAAAGCAAUAAAGGAUCUAACAGUUCAAGUUCAGGAACUGUUUGGCCAGCCUGGGUAUUCUGUACUCGCUAUUCUGAUCGUCCAAGUUCUGGUAAGUGUUGA